This is a messenger RNA of Parasteatoda tepidariorum (common house spider), 703 nucleotides long. RefSeq lists its product as uncharacterized. The record is from RefSeq and is a predicted model, not a curated record. Lineage: Eukaryota; Metazoa; Arthropoda; Arachnida; Araneae; Theridiidae.
GAAAAUUGUUUUGUUUCAUUUCAAUUUCAAAUUUUUCAAUUAAAUUCAAUAUUUUCAGCUUCUAUUCUUUAGAUGGCGAAUAGAAGAAUUUCCACACCACCCUCAAAAUGGAUAAAGGAUGGCUUUUAUCAAAAUAAAGACGCUUUCAACAUCAUCGCCAUGAUUACACUCUUUUUCUCCCCCGCCAAAAAUUUUGUCUUGAAAGAAAGCAUCGGACGCCUAAUAUAUCCAUCAUUCAACCUUUUUUUCCUUGCUGUAUCCAGGUGUAUUUUAGCAUUCAUAAUUUCCCAAGUUAUUAUUAGUCGAUUUCCACCAACUCGCUCUCAACUUUCCAUAAAACAAAGUACAACUCUUUUCGCACAGAGUGUUGCAACCAUUUGCGUGCUGUCUGUGCCUUUAUAUCUUCUUAAGUGUAUUCUGGUACUAUCUGUGUUUGGAUGUCCAUUUUAUAUUGUUCUAAACCUAUUUUUUAACAUAUAUAACGCUUAUGCAUGCAGGGAUGCCGAGUCAAAUGAUUUACUAGAUCCCAAUUACUUGUUUCCUGAACCGUCGCCGAGGAGUAAACGUGUCCCUUCCCUUGGACUCUUAGAUCCUGGCCGCCGCAAAACACGAUCUUCAACAAAGCUUGCAACCCCAAAUCGAAGAUAAGCUGGCAAUUAGACAAUAUCCUUGUUAAAUAGGAAUGGAUAAAAAUGUUUUGUUU